Hippocampus zosterae (dwarf seahorse) is the source of this 3988-nucleotide messenger RNA. RefSeq names its product netrin 1b (gene ntn1b). The coding region runs from base 213 to 2018 and encodes 601 amino acids. Gene Ontology annotation, molecular function: protein binding. The record is from RefSeq and is a predicted model, not a curated record. The transcript is spliced from 8 exons. NCBI's taxonomy places the organism in Eukaryota, Metazoa, Chordata, Actinopteri, Syngnathiformes, Syngnathidae.
ACACAGACAGUCCGACUCGCAGCCGGCCGGCCUUUCACAUCAUCUCAUUUUCUUCCGAGAGGAAAACACACGAGCUCAAGUUUGUGUGCGCGUAACUGAAAAGGUUAUGAUUGAUAUUUUUUAGGAGUUUUGCAGCACGCUAACCGGCUGAGUAGGUUUGACUUUUGUUAGGGCUCUUUUCCCGGCCAAGUCCCCGCGCCGCACGGACUACAAUGCGAAGGAUUUUGGAGCUUUGGCUCACCUUAGUGACAUUCUGCGCCCUGGGCGAGAGUGUUUUGGGGGGCUACGGGCUGAGCAUGUUUGCCGCCCAGUCCUCCCCGCCGGACCCGUGCUACGACGAGAACGGGAAUCCCCGAAGGUGCAUCCCCGACUUUGUCAACUCAGCCUUCGGCAAGGACGUGCGAGUGUCGAGCACGUGCGGCUCCCCCGCGGCCAGAUACUGCGUGGUGUCCGAGAAGGGGGACGACAGGACGCGAGACUGCCACACCUGCGACGCGGGGGACCCCAAGAAGUAUCACCCGUCCGCUUACUUGACGGACCUGAACAACCCGCACAACCUCACCUGCUGGCAGUCGGAGAACUACGCGCAAUAUCCCCAGAACGUCACCGUCACCUUGUCCCUGGGCAAGAAGUUCGAGGUCACUUACGUGAGCCUGCAGUUUUGCUCCCCCAGGCCAGAAUCCAUGGCCAUCUACAAGUCCAUGGACUACGGCAAGUCCUGGGUGCCGUUCCAGUACUACUCGACCCAGUGCAAGAAGAUGUACAACCGGCAGAACAAGGCGGUGAUCACCAAGCAGAACGAGCAGGAGGCCAUCUGCACCGACUCGCACACGGACAUGCACCCCCUGACCGGGGGUCUCAUUGCCUUUAGCACCCUGGACGGGAGACCCUCGGCGCACGACUUUGACAACUCGCCGGUGCUCCAGGACUGGGUGACGGCCACCGACAUUAAGGUCAUCUUCAGCCGGCUGCACACCUUCGGGGACGAGAACGAGGACGACUCCGAGUUGGCCCGGGACUCGUACUACUACGCCGUGUCGGACCUGCAGGUGGGCGGACGGUGCAAGUGCAACGGUCACGCGUCCAAGUGCGUCAAGGACAGAGAAGGUCAGCUGGUGUGCGAGUGCAAGCACAACACGGCGGGACCCGAGUGCGACAGGUGCAAACCUUUCCACUAUGACCGACCCUGGCAGCGCGCCACGGCGAGGGAGGCCAACGAGUGUGUCGCCUGCCACUGCAACCUGCACGCUCGCCGCUGCCGCUUCAACAUGGAGCUGUACAAGCUGUCGGGCCGCCGGAGCGGAGGCGUCUGCCUGAACUGUCGUCACAACACGGCGGGCCGCCAUUGCCACUACUGCAAGGAAGGUUUCUACAGGGACAUGAGCAAGUCCAUCUCACACCGGAGAGCUUGCAAAGCCUGUGACUGCCAUCCAGUCGGAGCAGCGGGGAAGACGUGUAACCAGACGACAGGCCAGUGCCCUUGCAAGGACGGAGUUGCGGGAAUCACCUGCAACCGAUGUGCCAAGGGAUACCAGCAGAGUCGCUCUCCCAUCGCCCCCUGCAUCAAGAUUCCAGUUGCAUCACCGACGGCGACUUACAGCAGCUACGAUGAGACAUCAGAUUGUGAAUCCCACUGCAAAGCUUCCAAAGGGAAAAUGAAGAUCACCAUGAAGAAGUACUGCAAGAAAGACUACGCUGUGCAGGUCCACGUGCUCAAAGGGGACAAGGCGGGCGAGUGGUGGAAGUUCACCGUCAACAUCAUAUCGGUCUACAAACAAGGCGAGCAUCGCAUACGCCGCGGAGACCAGCUGCUGUGGGUGCGCGCCAAGGACGUCGCCUGCAAAUGUCCCAAGAUCAAACCCGGGAGGAAGUACUUGCUCAUGGGCUCGGACGAUGACGACUCCCCCGGGCAGAGCGGGGUGGUGGCGGACAAGGGGAGCCUGCUCGUCCCUUGGAAGGACCUGUGGGGGCGUCGCCUUCGGAAGUUCCAGCAGCGCGACAAGAGGGGAAAGUGCUAAAGAGAAAAAAAAAAGAAAAGGGAAAGGGAGGGAGAAGUUGGGGCCAUUCUCCAGUGGGAUGCAAUGAAGAAGGGAUGACAAACAAAACUGGAAGAAUGAUUUCUAGAGGGGUGACUGCCUGCUGCUGCUCUGAGUUGGGACAAAAGUUCAUGAAAAAAAGUUUUUUUUUUGUGUUUUUUUGCGAAGGAGCUCAUUACAUGGUCAUUCUGUUUCUGUUUGUUUGUUUGCAGGCUUUGCACCGAAUGUUCAGGAUGAGUUAGAUCACAAUCCGUCAAAAUCCCCCUAGUCAUCUGUGACGCCAUUUUUUAUCCAAACAAUACCCUGAAUUCGACGUGAAUUGAUUUUACCGUGAAUUUUAAAAAAAAAAAGAGGUGUCCAGCAUUUCUUAAUCAAAAGUGUGAACGCGUUCGUCGAGGUGGUCAGCUUCUCAAAUGUCGACGCUGUCGCAGGCCGGCUCAAAGUAACACGAUGUUGUCGCGGUGACCUCUGCGUUAAGCGUGAGCUCAUUUUGUGUGCAUAAAUAGACGAUAGAUAGAUGUCAUAACGUCAGUGUAGAAUAGACACAUCAACCCUGCACUUAUUGAUUAGUUGACUAUUUUAGAACAUAUGAGAUAUGUUCAUAUUUUCUCAAGUGGCAUCCAAAAGGGUAAACAUUUCCUCUUUUGUGCCAUUUCAUGCAAAAAAAAUAUAUAUAUACUGUAUAUGUAUGCAUCUGUAUAGUUACAUUUAUGUGAUAUUAACUAUUGGAAAGUGCCACUUGUACAGAUAAAUAAUGCUUCUUUCCCUGAUGAAUUGUUAAUGAAUGUCCGCAUGGCUUUUCUGGAUGAGAACCCAACCAUUUAACUUUAUUAAUACCUAACUUGUUUAUUUGUGCUGUCACUCUAAAUACACAUUACCGUAACAAGAUGGUGACAUUUUUUAUUCUGAGUAAGAAAGGUCGCCCCCCCCCCCGCCCUUCCCCCCUCCCCGGAUCAGUAGUGCUAUAUAUAUAUUCCACUCGACAAUUGCUUUAACUCGGUGUUAUUUGUUCCCGUGCACCGCCACACUCUUUAUGCAGUAAAUGAAAUAUGCGUUACUUUCUAUAGAUGUACAAAAAAAAACUACAGUGACCUGCUGAAAACCCGAAAGCUUGCUGAAUGGCAAAUGUGGCGUUUCACUUCAAAUAAAUAAGCGUCUUUAAUAAAAAAAAAUAUGAGAAUAACUGUGGGUGAUUGAUGGCUAUCGGUUCCUUGUGAUGAAUCUUUGGUGCGAUGGUGACACUUUCACGUGGAGUGAUGAAGAUCAAGUUGAUCGACAAUUUUUCCACCAGCUUGACAAUUUCAAUUAUGUCAUACGAUGUCAGACACUAAUAUCGACAAAUUACCCCCACCGGUGCUCCUCGGUUUCCCGAUGCAUCGUACUUGUAUUUGACAUUUCAAAUAUGCUCAUCAUGUCCACGCCACAAUAAAAGCCAAGUGGUUUUGCAGAAAGGUACUCUUAACGCACCUCUGCCACCCCCGACUCCCCUUCGAGAUCAUAUCGGAAUUCAUCAUUUUAUACAGUGACACGGUGACUAGCGGUGGCCGUUGAAAAGGUGGUGUUAUGUCUUGUAAUACUAAUGUAUUAUGUUUAUCAAAGGAAUAUAUUUAAUGAUGUGUGAAACUUUGUGGGGGGGGGGUCGUGUUUUUUUUUUUUUGACUUUGCAUUGAUUUAUAGAUGGCUGUAAUGAAAAGUAUCGACGUGGUUGCCAGUUGAACGGCCUGAUAGCAAUGAAAAUUAAUUCAUCAGAAAUAAAGCUGCGUUAAAAAAAAUAGAUGAGCUCUGCUGAUAUCCGAUUUUUCUUUUGUAUUCCCCUUGCAAUAGCAAUCCUAUGCAACCUAUUGCAUUUAUUCAAUAUACAUCCAAUGAUUUUGAUUGAAUAAAACACUUUCUGAUUGGGCUCUAACAUUUUGCUGGCUAAAAUAUAAUAAAUACUCACCAUGCUUUAAUCC